AUGGCACCGGCUUUCCCCCCCAAAAAACGGUUUGUCCGCAGUGCUUGGAGGCAAACUCGGCACCCGGAGGGGGCGUUUUCCCUUUGCGCAUUUGAAAUAUUAAAAGGAAUUUACCGCACAGCCAACCGUCACUUCCUCUCACGAGAGUUCAAGAGGAUGACACCGUCAGUAACACCAAGCGGUGCCUCGGACACCCCCCUCAACCUCUCCAAAGGGCAAAAGCUGCUGCACCACAUCCACAGCGCGGGAGGCUCCUGGUGGCGCGUCGGGCCCGGGGGCGUCGCAGUCCGACUCCGACUCCCCAGUUUUGGGCUCUUCGCCUCACGGAGGUCCACCAACGGGGCCGGUUGGGCUUCGGUGAAACGUCCAUCACCGACUGUCCCCCUUCACUUCUAUCGGGGUUCAAAGGUCCUUGCCUCAUGGCGGUUCGCCACCCACGCUUUGUCCGCAGGCGCGCGGCCCCUCACAAACUGA
Messenger RNA from Trypanosoma brucei brucei TREU927, 474 nucleotides. RefSeq lists its product as hypothetical. The record is from RefSeq and is a predicted model, not a curated record. The transcript has a single exon. Bases 1 to 474 code for a protein of 157 amino acids. Lineage: Eukaryota; Euglenozoa; Kinetoplastea; Trypanosomatida; Trypanosomatidae.